Striga hermonthica is the source of this 1272-nucleotide messenger RNA. The record is from the annotation of a GenBank genome assembly. NCBI's taxonomy places the organism in Eukaryota, Viridiplantae, Streptophyta, Magnoliopsida, Lamiales, Orobanchaceae.
AUGGAGUCCUCCGCUAAACUCAGGCUCCUUGCUCUGCUGCCUCUGCUUGCAUCUCUUAUUCUCCUCUAUUUCGAUUUUUUCCCACAGGCAUACAGAAGCAACUGCAGCCUUACAGAAUAUAGACAUUUUUGGAUAGCUAGCAAACGUAUUGUGACACCUAGUGCGGUAAUUUCUGGUGCAGUUGAAGUAAAAGGAGGGAAGAUUGUAUCUGUUGUCGAAGGAGAUGAUUGGCGAGGAAAAACUUGGACUAAUCAAAUUAUGGAUUAUGGGGAGGCUGUUGUUAUGCCAGGAUUGAUUGAUGUGCAUGCACAUCUUGACGAUCCAGGAAGAACAGAAUGGGAAGGAUUCCCAUCGGGAACGAGAGCAGCCGCUGCUGGUGGAAUCACGACACUGAUCGACAUGCCACUGAAUAGUGAUCCAUCCACGACCUCAGAAGAAACACUCAAACUCAAGUCUUUCAUGUGCCCUUCAGGAAUCAACGACUUUCCCAUGACGAACAGCGGCCAUAUAAAGGAAGGGCUUUCUGUGCUGGCAAAAUACAAAAGGCCACUUCUUGUGCAUGCCGAGCUCCCACAAGAAACUGAAGAGGACCAAGAUUCUGGCGACCCUCGAUCUUACUCCACAUAUCUCAAGACUAGGCCUGCCUCCUGGGAAGAAGGAGCAAUAAGUGAGCUUUUAACUGUAACAAAGGAUACCCAAGCAGGAGGUCCAUCUGAGGGAGCUCAUCUUCACAUUGUUCAUCUUGCUGAUGCCAGGUCCUCUUUACAACUCAUCAAGGAAGCUAAAAGUAGGGGUGAUAGCAUUACUGUUGAAACAUGCCCCCACUAUUUGGCCUUUUCAGCCAAAGAUAUACCCGAUGGAGACACCCGAUUCAAGUGUGCUCCACCCAUUCGUGAUGCUGAUAAUCGAGAAAAGCUAUGGGCAGCUCUGCUGUUUGUUCUCCCUGUGACAUGGUCGUACGGACUUAAACAUGGAAUCAGUCUCAAUCAGUUAGUUUCAUGGUGGAGCGAAAAACCAGCAAAGCUUGCAGGACAGCAUCUUAAGGGGGCAAUUGCAACUGGGUAUCAUGCUGAUAUUGUUGUGUGGGAUCCUGAACUGGAAUUCGAACUUGACGAUAAUCACCCUAUAUACAUUAAGCAUCCGAAUAUCUCGGCCUAUAUGGGAUCGAAACUCAGCGGAAAAGUUUUAGCAACCUUUGCAAGAGGCAACCUUGUGUACAAGGAUGGCAAACAUGCUCCUAUUGCUUGUGGUGUCCCAAUCUUAGCUACAUAA